This is a messenger RNA of Oncorhynchus gorbuscha (pink salmon), 4238 nucleotides long. Its product is annotated as CMP-N-acetylneuraminate-beta-galactosamide-alpha-2,3-sialyltransferase 2-like. Gene Ontology annotation, molecular function: beta-galactoside (CMP) alpha-2,3-sialyltransferase activity. The record is from RefSeq and is a predicted model, not a curated record. The transcript is spliced from 6 exons. Lineage: Eukaryota; Metazoa; Chordata; Actinopteri; Salmoniformes; Salmonidae. Bases 121 to 1179 code for a protein of 352 amino acids.
UGGGGCGGCCCUGGGGGGGCGAGGGGCCAGAGGUCAGGGAAGCUGAGGCCCUGGUUGACAGGUGGGGCCAGCGUGGAGCGGGGGUGUCGGCCGGGGUCUAGCGACGGUGGAGCAGGGGGCAUGCGGUGCUCACUGAGGGUGUGGGUGCUGCUGGGCUCCCUGGGCCUGGUCUUUCUCACCUCCCUCUUCUUCUCCAUCUCCCUGAGGGGGGGCGUCGGCCUGCCCUACCUGGACCCACCCGGAUGGGAGGAGUCUCGCCGAGUUAAACUAGUGCCCAACUAUGCUGGUGCCCACCAGCUAAGCCCUCUUGAGGGCACCCAGCAGGAGAAGACAUGUGCCUGCCCCCGCUGUGUGGGAGACCCUGGGGUGUCGGACUGGUUUGAUGAGAACUACGACCCGGACAUUUCCCCCGUGUGGACACGGGACAACAUCCAGCUGCCUUCAGAUGUCUACUAUUGGUGGGUGAUGCUGCAGCCUCAGUUCAAGCCCCACACUAUCCAGCAGGUGUUGCUGCGGCUGUUCCAGGUGAUCCCAGGCCGCUCCCCCUACGGCUCUUGGGACCCCGCCCGCUGCCUGCGCUGUGCAGUGGUGGGGAACUCAGGCAACAUGCGUGGGGCUGGGUAUGGGCCCACCAUAGACGGCCACAACUACAUCAUGAGGAUCAACCUGGCUCCCACGGUGGGCUAUGAGGAGGAUGCAGGCAGCCACACCACUCACCACUUCAUGUACCCAGAGAGUGCCAAGAACCUGGCAGCCAAUGUCAGCUUCGUCCUGGUGCCCUUCAAGACCCUGGACCUGCUGUGGAUCACCAGCGCACUCUCCACUGGACAGAUCCGCUUUACCUACGCCCCUGUGAAGCAGUUUCUACGGGUGGACAAAGACAAGGUUCAGAUUUUUAACCCAGCCUUCUUCAAGUACAUCCAUGACCGCUGGACCAGGCACCACGGACGCUACCCCUCCACAGGCAUGCUGGUUCUGUUCUUCGCUCUGCACGUGUGUGACGAAGUGAAUGUUUUUGGCUUUGGCGCUGACAGUCGAGGCAACUGGCACCAUUAUUGGGAGCAGAACCGCUACUCUGGAGAGUUCCGGAAAACAGGGGUACAUGAUGCAGACUACGAGGCCCAGAUCAUUGAUUCGCUGGCGAAGGCCGGAAAGAUCACAGUUUUUCCAGGAAAGUGAAGGCUGGCGGUGUGGUGGGCUGGCUUACAGGAACACUAGAGUAACCAUCACCACCAUCUUUAUGUGCUUAGUUAUCUGUUUCUUUGUGAUUUGCAUAGAGAGGGUUCCAUAACACUAGAUCAUACAUUGCCUGAUGACCCUGUUCCCAUUGUGCAGGAGGGUAAGAUGCUGAUGGUUGUGAGUGGAACUACAUGUGACUACACACUCUGCCCCCAACAGGCCUACCUCCAUAGCCUUCAGCCCUGAGGAGAAAUGAACAGUCAGAACUAUAGGAAUAAUGUAGUGGGGGCGGAGAAGUCUGGCCUAGCCACUGUAUGGACCUGUGAACCAGUCCCAUCCACUAUCCCACCUCCUGCUCAUCCGCAAGGGGUUGAGUCAUCACACGCCUUAGGGGUCUCACACCCAGAGACUCAGCCCCCCUCCCACUCUGUAGCCACCACCCUAAAUGUCAUGGCAACAAGUGACGGACACUGAUCUACCCCUGCCGUGUUCACACCCACCUGUAUAGCUGCUGUUAAAGCCCCCUUGCCCCUCGGAGCUGGGAGUACUAGGUAGUUGAAGUUUACGUGGUUGGAAGCCCAGAGGCUUACUGUUGUAAUUAUAUGACCAUCAUGUUGAAGGUAUGUACGGCCCACAGGGAUUUGACCACAUAUACAGUAUUAACCGUUUGAUUUGUUUUAACCAUUUUAAGUGACUAAUCAUCCUGCUAAUUAGGUGGAUCGGGGAGAGGCUUACACAUGGUCAACAACAACUCAAGCAGACAUAUCGUGAUAAGACUAACACUACUCACUCAUUAACAUACACACACACUCUUCCACACAUACACCGUUCACACAAUGUUCUUGGUCAUUUAGAGCUAAUACCACUAAGUAUAGGACUGAGUACAAAGAGCUCACACUAAAAUGACCUGCUGCCUCCUGCUGCCUAUUAAGGGAUACUGCAUCACUCUGAGGCCCAUACAUUAUAUGUACAUAGGACAAACUGAAGGCUGCCUCCUCUGUGUCUAAUGAUGGCCACUUGAUAAUGGUAAGUAAUAUGGCACAACAUAACUAACCCGACUGCUAUUAGAAAAUGCCACUAUAUUUUCAGAUCAGAGUUUAGGAACUCUAAAAUGGUAGGUAGCUUAGCGGGUAGUCUAGGCAGGUAGUCUAGCAAUUAAGAGUGUCGGACAGUAACUGAAAGGUUGCUGGUUCAAAUCCCUGAGCUGACUCGGUUAGAAAUCUGUCUGUGCUCUUGAGCAACACACUUAACCCUGUUGCUUUUGUAAGUAGCUCUGGAUAAGGGCGUGUGCUAGUUUAGUUAAAUGUAAAAACUGUCUUUAGUCCUGGCUGCAGUAGAUAUAAGCCAGUUUGGCAAUGUGACAUUCAGUUAAGGAUUUCUGCUGUUGUGUAAUCCUAUGAUGAUAUCAUAAAUAUGGUAUAUACCAUUAUGUACUGUAUGAUAUACUUGUAUUAUAUCUAUCCUUUGCACAUCAUGGAGUUCUUAUCUGACACUCCGACAUUGAGUUGGGCAGAUCACUGUAACUGAUUCCUAUACAUACUCAUUUCUGUGUAUCUCUACCUGACACACAUACUUUAAGGAUAUCUACGGAGUGCCAGUGAGUUUUUAUCAGACCUCACUCCUUACUAGUGUGUGUGAGAGUGAGUGCUGUAAACAAAAUUGUGUGAUUUACUUAGUGUUGUCAAAGUGAGAUUUUCAGUUAGACCCCUCUCAUAACAAAAUAGACACAUAUCAGAAAUUUACAGCAAUGUGACAACACACACACACAUCCAUGCUUGCGUGCCUUGUCCCAGUGUUGGACAUACCUUUCCUGCAGUGCACCAUAAACCUCAGUACACGUGUGCUACCUUAAGCUUGAUUUAGUCUGCACAGGACAUUCACACAAACCCAAAGCCCCUUAUACUAUGGGUACUGCUAUUGUGAUCAUAACAGCGUGUCAGCCAUGUCUCUUACACACAUACACAUAUUCUGAGGGCUUCAAAUGUCUUCUCUGACUUAGACCAUACACCUUAUAUUAUACCCACUCCCUCUGGUCUCGCCUGGCUGAGAGCUGUGCCUUCUGGACCCAUAUGAUUCACUCUGCCUUUCUCUUGGAGACACGUAGAGAGGCUUCCUUUAUGCGGUUGCUUUUUAAACAACUCAUUAUCUAGAGAUGAAAGAAAAUCAAUUCUUAUCUGUGACUAGAAAUGGGUAAAGUUGAUGAUUAUGUUUGUAUUCAUUUGCUCUUCUCAAGCAGUGUUUUGCCAUUGUGUCUGUGAUUCGUAUCUGCUGAGGUAUCGUGUUCAAGAUGACAGCCGAUGGCAUUGUGUCUAGUGGUUAAAACAUGUCUCCACCUUAUGUCUGUGUUUUACAUGGAAUGUUUCUUAGUAAGUAUACCCAACACUUUCCUGGGUGAUCCUACUGACUACGCCAGAAAUAAAAUGUGCAAUACAUACUCAAAGAGAAUCAAACACAAUGGAUAUUGUUCUAAUGAUUGGACAUAACUUUAAUUCCGUUACUCCCAAUUACUUUUGUAAUAACUGUUUAUACAACAGGACAAUACCCAUAUCUACUGUAUCAAUAAAGCUAGCACAUUGAAGCUGAACGCCACGUUUUAGCUCAAAGUGCAUAAGGAUACAGUAUGUUCCCCAAUAUGUUGUUUGAUUGCUGUGUACACUGUGGGAAACUGACUGUGUAAAAGGUGAGAAAUCCCUUUCAACUCUGCUGUCCCUGAUAGUAUUAUUCCGUAAUGGAUAGUUUUGAAUGUAUUUGAGUUCAUCGGGUCUGGCUUGAGUGGCUUCUAGUGAUAACUGAAUGGUCUCUUAUGAAGCAUCUAUGCUGUUGCAGUGUUUUUCUGGUUUCAUCUCCAGCUCUUCAUUAGAGGUCUCUUGUGCACAACAAUAUAUACCGACAACAGACUGAUGGUCCCAUCAGUGUUACUAUCAUUAUUACCAAUAGAAUCCUCAUUAGUAUUAUGACUGUCAUUGGUUGUAAGCACUCGCUCCUUACUACUUAAAACCUCAGUGUGUGUGAUGGACUGUUUUUAAUCACAUGCUGUUGUGAAAAUAAAAGCAACAUGA